UAUUUGUUAUUUUUGUUUGUAAGUUUAGUAAGCAAAAAUAUUGGAACCGAGAGAAAAGAGAAACAAAACAAUCGACCAAAUGGUCCAUGCAUCCAUUUUCUGUCGCGCUUCUCCUCACGCGGGUCACCCAUCCCAGCUGUCAUCGGGCAGGAGGCGGGGUACGCCCUGAACCGGUCGCCAGCCAAUCGCAGGUCGGCCAAAUUGUGAUGAUGCAAUGUCCUUUGUAGUAAGAGAAGAUAACGAAGUUCACAUUUGUUUGGGUGACACACACACACACGUGCACACGUUCAUUGUUUUGCAUGUCUUCUCAAGCGGGGUUUGUCCUCUCGCUUGAGGCUCUGCCCACCCUCUGAUGUCCGUGGGGGUCCUAGGCCCGCCCCUGGCGUCUGAUUGGUGGGGCAGGGCCAUAAAUGUGCGUACGUGAGGCGACGUGGCUCCCAGUGCGCGUGCUGAACACCAGCGAGAGUCGACAUGGCCAGCUGCUCAGGUUGCGGACCAGGAUACCGGAGCCCGCUCGACGCUAUGAAGGGUGAGUGUGUUCGUGUGUUAGUGUGUGUGUGUGUGUGUCACUGUGUGUGUGUGUGUGUGUGUGUGUCAAAAGGCGACCGUGAGAAGAUCGUGUAUCUGCCGUGCAUCUACCGCAACACGUCCACUCAUCAGGCCGACUACUUGGCCACCGUGGACGUGGACCCCGAAUCUUCAUCCUACUGCCAGGUGGUCCACCGUCUUCCGAUGCCCAACGUGAACGACGAGCUACACCACAGCGGCUGGAACGCGUGCAGCAGCUGCUUCGGCGACGCGUCCAAGAAGCGCGACCGCCUCAUCCUGCCCGCCCUCAUCUCCUCUCGGGUCUACGUGGUCGACGUCGGCGCUGACCCCAGGAAACCGAGACUCCACAAGACUGUUGAGCCCGUGGAGCUGUACUGGAAGUGCGGCCUGGCCAACCCCCACACCACCCACUGUCUGGGUACCGGUCAGAUCCUGAUCAGUUGCAUGGGGGACCCGUCGGGGGGCGGAAAAGGGGGCUUUGUCCUACUGGACGGCGAGACGUUUGAGGUGAUCGGCAACUGGGAGCAUCCCGGUGAGGCCGCCCCCUUCGGCUAUGACUUCUGGUACCAGCCUCGCCACAAUGUAAUGAUCAGCACCGAGUGGGGGGCCCCCAAAGCCCUCGCAGAUGGUUUUAAUCCCGCUCAUGUCGCAGAAGGUCAGUACGGUACUUCCCUCCACGUGUGGGACUGGACCACCCAUAAGAGGGUGCAGACCUUGGAUCUGGGAGAAGAGGGUGCCAUUCCACUGGAGAUCCGGUUCCUCCAUGACCCAAGCGCCACUGAGGGUUUUGUUGGCUGCGCUCUCAAGGGAAGCGUGUUCCGGUUCUACAAAGCACCAACAGGAAAGUGGGCUGCAGAGAAGGUCAUCAGUGUUCCCAGUAAGACAGUCGAAGGAUGGAUGCUACCUGAAAUGCCAGGUCUGAUCACUGACAUUCUGCUCUCCUUGGAUGACCGUUUCCUUUACUUCAGUAACUGGCUGCAUGGUGACAUCAGACAGUAUGACAUCAGUGACACCAGGAACCCCCGACUGGUUGGACAGGUGUUUUUGGGAGGCAGUAUCACCAGCGAUGGACCAGUCCGAGUCUCGGAUGACCCAGAAAACCAGCCUCGCCCUCGUUUUAUCCAGGGGAAGCUUGUCCAUGGUGGUCCUCAGAUGUUACAGCUAAGCUUGGAUGGUCGCAGGCUUUAUGUAACUACGUCACUGUACAGUGGCUGGGACAAACAGUUCUACCCUGAAAUGCUCCGGGAGGGAUCCAUGAUGAUGCAGCUCGACGUGGACUGUGUCAAGGGCGGUCUGACCCUCAACGAGAACUUCCUGGUGGACUUUGGCAAAGAGCCCGGUGGUCCGGCACUGGCUCACGAGCUGAGGUACCCCGGGGGAGACUGCACGUCCGACAUCUGGCUGUGACACCAACAAUUCCCUGCUUCUUAUUCGGGUGCCUGUCAAUCAAACAAAAUAUUUCAUUUGAAUCUUGAGCCAAGAAGAACCCAUCGACGAUCAGCACUACUUGCUAUUGGAAUUGCAUCAUUUAUAAACAAGACAAAAUACACACUUGGAUGAUGAUUGUGAGCUUACUAGCAGCAGCACCACUAGGGUCCAGGACUCUCCUUGAUACAAUAACAUUUGUAUGCCCAAAAAGAACUUGUGUGCAUUGUUUGACAAAUGCGAACUACAGCCAAAUAAAUGGUUGCACCUGGCACCUUGGAUCCUGAA
Molecule: messenger RNA, 2262 nt
Organism: Phyllopteryx taeniolatus (common seadragon)
Lineage: Eukaryota; Metazoa; Chordata; Actinopteri; Syngnathiformes; Syngnathidae
Gene: selenbp1
Product: selenium binding protein 1
Exons: 11
Coding region: 472-1956 (494 amino acids)
Molecular function (GO): selenium binding; protein binding
Source: RefSeq, a predicted model, not a curated record